This is a messenger RNA of Chelmon rostratus (copperband butterflyfish), 663 nucleotides long. Its product is annotated as DELTA-actitoxin-Ucs1a-like. Gene Ontology annotation, molecular function: channel activity. The coding region runs from base 31 to 663 and encodes 210 amino acids. Lineage: Eukaryota; Metazoa; Chordata; Actinopteri; Chaetodontiformes; Chaetodontidae. The transcript is spliced from 2 exons. Gene Ontology annotation, cellular component: pore complex. The record is from RefSeq and is a predicted model, not a curated record. Gene Ontology annotation, biological process: cytolysis in another organism; monoatomic cation transport; pore complex assembly.
GACACAGUAUCUGGGAUUAUACAGACAGUCAUGGGAGUUAGUUCUGCCAUCGCUAAAGCAGCGCCAACACAUCGCCAGUGCGGCAUUGAGAUUUCCAAUGACUGUUCAGCCUACACUCUUUGCAACCCCAGGAUGUACACUUCUAGUGGACGCUGCACCGUUCCUUUGCCUGUCAAGAUCAAUCCGUCCUCUACGGGGAACGCAUUGUUCACCAAGACUCCGUACACAGCACGAGGAACUGUUGGCAUCUUCACAUACGACCUUCUCAACAAUUCUACAAACGCAGCCACUGAGCAAAUCGGCGUCAUGUUCAAGGUGCCCUUUGACCUUAACUUGAAGUCCAACGUGUACGCAGUGGGAGUGUUUGACAUCAGCAAAGAGUGCAUUCGUGAUCUCUAUCGGGAGAUGUCGAAGACUCAGGACGCAGCGUUCGUCAGAGGCAAAGCAAAGGGCCCCGUCCUCACUCACAAAGGCCAAAGCAUCGCCAUCGUGGCCACGAUGUCCAACUGCUACGAGCCCGUCAUUAAGGUGCAAGUGAGUGAGGAAAAAAAGGUCCAGGAUGAAGACGAUAAUGCUGAAGAUGAUUAUAAAGCUGAAGAUGAUAACAACGCUGAAGAUGAUCAUAAAGCUGAAGAUGAUAACAACACUGAAGAUGACAAUUAG